AUGCAGGGCAAGCUUAGCAUUCUUGCGCUUUGCGCGGCUUCCACUGUGGAACGCGCUGCCGCUGCUUCCUAUCAUCGCCACAUGCACCCUAAGCGGGAUAUCGCAUGGGUUGCGACUGAUACCGUCGUCGUCACUGAGUAUGUAACCAUGACCGUCACCGAAGGCGAGGAGCUAGCCACCAUACAGACUGCUGCAGCCCCUUCUUCUACCCAAAUUGUCAAUGUCCCAGCUAUCGAGUCGGUCAUCCUAUCAACCACUUCCAUUGCCAAGGUUGAUGUUCCCACUACUGUGGCGGAGCCAACACCUUCCACUAGCAAAACCACGAUGGCUACCUUGGUCAAGGCUUCCUCAAUCACACAGCCUGUCGAAUCUCCCGCCAUUCCUACCGACAACGCUGCCGUGUACACUCCUGCUGAAGUCGUAUCCACCGCUGCCCCGUCCAUCAGUGCAGCAAAUGUCCCUUCAUCAUCAUCAUCCAGCUCUGGAACGAGCAAGCGAGGUGCCGCCUACAACGACCCAAGCCUCGUCAGCACUCUCCUAGGCAUGACCAACAAGAUCUCAUGGGCCUACAACUGGGGAUCAAGCCCUGGCAACCUUGACGCUAGUGUUGCUUACUACCCCAUGCUUUGGUCCCCGAUUCCUGAUCACUCUAACGAUUGGACCGAGAAGGCGGAAGCCGCUCUUGCCAAGGGAUCCGACUGCCUCCUCAGUUUUAACGAACCAGAUAUCCCUAGUCAGGCUAACAUGUCACCUGCGGAUGCUGCAGCCGGACACAUCAAGUUCAUGAACCCCUACUCUGGCCGAGCCAGAAUUAGUGCGCCUGCUAUUUCUAGCAGUGCUAACGCGAACCAGGGUGUUGACUGGCUUGGCCAGUUCUUCACCGCCUGCGGCGGCCAGUGCAAGGUUGAUUUCUGCACUGCCCAUUGGUAUGGUCCCGGUGGUGACGCCGGAGCGGCCGAGUUCUUGACCCACGUUAAGAAUGUGCACACGGCUUGCCAAGGAAAGAACGUCUGGAUCACGGAAUUCGCAGCAGAGAGUGGCGAUACUGACGCCUUCAUGAAGGCGAUCACGCAAGGUCUAGACAGUGAAGAGUACAGCUUUGUUGAGAAGUAUUCGUACUUCAUGCUGAAGGAGGGCAGCCUCAUGGAGACAUCUUCAACCUUGAGCUCCUACGGCAAGAUCUUUGCCGGCGUUGCCUAA
Messenger RNA from Hypoxylon fragiforme, 1200 nucleotides. Its product is annotated as glycosyl hydrolase catalytic core-domain-containing protein. Bases 1 to 1200 code for a protein of 399 amino acids. The transcript has a single exon. Lineage: Eukaryota; Fungi; Ascomycota; Sordariomycetes; Xylariales; Hypoxylaceae. The record is from RefSeq and is a predicted model, not a curated record. Gene Ontology annotation, cellular component: fungal-type cell wall. Gene Ontology annotation, biological process: fungal-type cell wall polysaccharide metabolic process.